GCCUCGGAAAGCUGAAUUUAUUUAUCACGGAUUUCCAUGUCCCUAUCUAACCUUUUUUUCUAUAAAAUCUACAACAACAUUCACAAGUGACUGACUGUACUUUCAGUGACUCUGAAAUUGAAAGAAAAAUAAUCAAUUUUUUUUUUUUUUUUGUGAGAUUGUUUGUAAUUUGUGUGAAUUAUGGCGACAUUGCCAUUAUCAUCAUCAUCAACUGGAAGAACAUAUAAUUGUUCUUCUUCAUAUUAUUCAUCAAUUUCUCGAGUUAUGGAAUUCAGCUUCAAAAAUGGCUGUUAUAAUUCCAGGAUUUUGUUUUCUUCUAUUAAUAAUAGAAAUAUGAUUGUGAGAGGUACAAGAAGAUGUUUUGUUGUUAAGAAUGUGUUUAGUGAUUCGAAGCCGAAAUCUCAGGAGCCGAUCAUUGAAGAAGGGACUUCAAGCAAUUUGAACCCGUUAAGAAACUUGAGCCCAGAUUCUGCUUCAAUAGCCUCAAGUAUUAAAUACCAUGCGGAGUUCACUCCUUUGUUUGCUCCCAAUGAGUUUUCCCUUUCCAAGGCUUUCUUUGCUGCUGCACAGAGUGUUAGAGAUUCACUUAUAAUCAACUGGAAUGCUACUUAUGACCUUUACGAGAAGAUGAACAUGAAGCAAGCUUAUUAUUUGUCCAUGGAGUUUCUCCAGGGCAGAGCAUUGUUGAACGCUAUUGGGAAUUUGGAACUUUCUGAUGCCUAUGAAGAUGCUUUGAAAAAGCUUGGACACAAUUUGGAAGCUGUAGCUAGUCAGGAACGUGAUGCUGCACUUGGAAAUGGGGGUCUUGGGAGGCUUGCAUCCUGCUUUCUUGACUCUCUUGCUACAUUGAAUUACCCUGCAUGGGGUUAUGGGCUAAGAUACAAGUAUGGGUUAUUCAAGCAAAUAAUUACCAAGGAUGGCCAAGAAGAAUCUGCUGAGAAUUGGCUUGAGAUUGCUAAUCCAUGGGAACUUGUGAGAAAUGAUGUAUCCUAUUCAAUAAAAUUUUAUGGAAAGGUGGCUACUGGAUCAGAUGACAGAAGUCACUGGAUUGGGGGAGAAGAUAUCAAGGCUGUUGCCCAUGAUGUUCCAAUUCCUGGGUAUCAAACUAAAACCACUAUUAAUCUUCGACUUUGGUCUACAACAGUACCAUCAGAUGAUUUUGAUUUGUCUGCUUUUAAUGCUGGGGAACACACCAAAGCAAAUGAGGCUCGUGCAAAUGCAGAAAUGAUCUGUAGUGUACUAUACCCUGGGGAUGAGUCUAUGCAAGGAAAGAUCCUUCGUCUGAAGCAACAGUACACUCUAUGUUCGGCUUCUUUGCAAGACAUUAUUUCGCAAUUUGAAAGGAGAUCAGGGGAACAUGUAAAAUGGGAAGAUUUUCCAGAGAAGGUGGCUGUGCAGAUGAAUGACACCCACCCAACGUUGUGUAUACCCGAGCUAAUGAGGAUAUUAAUAGAUGUAAAAGGACUUAGCUGGAAGGAAUCUUGGAAUAUAACCCAAAGAACUGUUGCCUAUACAAAUCAUACCGUUUUGCCGGAGGCAUUGGAGAAAUGGAGUUAUGAACUUAUGCAAACCUUGCUUCCUCGACAUGUUGAGAUCAUAGAGAAAAUAGAUAAGGAGCUUGUUGAAACUAUCGUAUCUAAUUAUGGUUCUAAUGAUCCUGAAUUACUGAUAGAAAAGUUGAACGAGUUGAGAAUACUAGAGAAUUUUGAUCUUCCUAGUUCAGUUGCCAGUUUAGUCAAGGAAAAAAUGACCUGUCAAGCUGAAGAGCAUGAAAAAAUUGAAAUCCCUAGUGAACAAGAUGGACUGGUUGUUGUAAAGGAAAGUGAGGAAGAUGUUGUGGAGAUGAAGGUAGAGGAAGAGCCAGUUCCAGAACCACCAAAAAUGGUCCGGAUGGCUAACCUUUGCGUAGUUGGGGGCCAUGCAAUAAAUGGGGUUGCUGAAAUUCAUAGCCAAAUAGUGAAGGAACAAGUUUUCCGCGACUUCUUUGAGUUGUGGCCAGAGAAAUUUCAGAAUAAAACAAAUGGGGUGACUCCAAGAAGAUGGAUCCGGUUUUGCAAUCCAGAACUAAGCAGUAUCUUAACAAAAUGGAUUGGGUCUGAAGAAUGGGUUCUUAACACUGAGAAACUUGCAGAAUUGCGAAAGUUUGCAGAUAACAAAGAUCUUCAUACUGAAUGGAUGGCAGCAAAGCGGAACAACAAACUGAAGGUUGUUUCUUUGAUUAAAGAGAGAACAGGUUACACAGUCAGCCCAGAUGCAAUGUUUGAUAUUCAGAUCAAGCGUAUUCAUGAAUACAAGCGACAACUUCUAAACAUAUUGGGAAUUGUAUACCGCUACAAAAAAAUGAAAGAAAUGAGUGCUGAGGAGAGGAAAGAAAACUUUGUUCCAAGAGUUUGUAUAUUUGGAGGAAAAGCGUUUGCCACAUAUGUGCAGGCUAAAAGAAUAGUGAAAUUUAUCACCGAUGUAGGAGCUGCAAUUAAUAAUGAUCCUGACAUUGGUGAUCUACUGAAGGUUAUAUUUGUCCCUGAUUACAACGUAAGUGUGGCUGAGCUGUUGAUCCCUGCUAGUGAGCUUUCCCAGCAUAUAAGCACUGCUGGGAUGGAGGCAAGUGGAACUAGCAAUAUGAAGUUUUCAAUGAAUGGAUGCAUAUUAAUUGGGACCCUAGAUGGUGCUAAUGUUGAGAUUAGAGAAGAAGUUGGAGAAGAUAACUUCUUCCUAUUCGGUGCUAAAGCACAUGAGAUUGCUGGAUUAAGAAAGGAAAGAGCUGAAGGCAAGUUUGUGCCGGACCCACGUUUUGAAGAAGUCAAGGAGUAUGUUGAAAGUGGUGUUUUUGGUUCAAGCAGUUAUGAUGAACUGUUAGAGUCUUUGGAGGGAAAUGAAGGAUAUGGCCGUGGUGAUUAUUUCCUCGUGGGAAAAGACUUCCCUAGUUAUAUAGAAUGCCAAGAAAAAGUUGACGAGGCAUAUAGAGAUCAACAGAGAUGGACAAGAAUGUCAAUACUAAAUACAGCUGGUUCAUUCAAGUUUAGCAGCGACCGAACAAUACAUGAAUAUGCUAAGGAUAUAUGGAAUAUUCAUCCAAUUAAAUUGCCAUGAGCUCAACUAAGAUGGCUUCUAGUUAUUAUCACCAGUUCAAUUAUUAUGCCAGUAAAUAAAUGUCUUGUUAGGCUAUCUAUAGAAUGCCACGUGCAAGGUUGACAUUGUAUUGCAUAUGUAAAAACAGGCACUCUCUUCUAAGAUGUAAAAGGAAUUUCAUGUUUUGAUUUGAUUUGAUUUGAAAUAAAUAUAUAUCGAGUGGCGAGUAGUAUAGAUAA
Chenopodium quinoa (quinoa) is the source of this 3308-nucleotide messenger RNA. Its product is annotated as alpha-1,4 glucan phosphorylase L isozyme, chloroplastic/amyloplastic-like. The coding region runs from base 181 to 3090 and encodes 969 amino acids. NCBI's taxonomy places the organism in Eukaryota, Viridiplantae, Streptophyta, Magnoliopsida, Caryophyllales, Amaranthaceae. Gene Ontology annotation, biological process: glycogen catabolic process. Gene Ontology annotation, cellular component: cytoplasm. The record is from RefSeq and is a predicted model, not a curated record. Gene Ontology annotation, molecular function: pyridoxal phosphate binding; glycogen phosphorylase activity. The transcript is spliced from 15 exons.